Messenger RNA from Caenorhabditis angaria, 3508 nucleotides. The record is from the annotation of a GenBank genome assembly. Lineage: Eukaryota; Metazoa; Nematoda; Chromadorea; Rhabditida; Rhabditidae.
AUGUUUAAAAGAAUACGGGAAUGCUCAGAAAGAGCUGUUUUUAUCAGUUUAAUCGAUGAGCCUGCAAAUAAUUUCGAAAUUGAUGAUUUUCUACAGAAUUUCGAUGUUAUUCACAAGUUUUUGACUAAAAAUGAGGUUUGUUUUUAACUUCCACGUGGCUUUUUUUUCUAAAAAAAAAUUUUCCAGGUCCAAGUGAAAGUCACAAAUGUGAUUCUGAAAAUGGAACCGAUUGAGACAAUUCGAAAAUUAUCGGAAGGCUUCAAAAAUCAUCAGGAGGAAUUUAUUAUUUUGAUUUAUUGGUUGGAAAAAUUGUUGGAAAUUCAUUUGGCGAAGAUUUUUGAAGAGAGUUUGGAUAUUGAACCGGAUGAUGGUUGGUUUAUUUUUGGGAAUUUAGGGAAGAAAAAUGCUGCUUUCGAGGUGUAUCUGAAAAAUCGAAAAUUUUGGUCUUUUUUUCAGUAAAAACUCAUUUCAAGAUCCAUUUUUUUCCAGAAAACUCGCAACAAAAAUUGAACGAAUUCAUAAAAUCGCUAAUUUUUCUACCGGAUCGAGUUUCGAAUUGUGGAACAAAGGCGAAAAAUAAAGAAGAGAUGGAUAUUGUUCGAAAUUGUCUUUUAGAAAUUGAAAACAAUUUUUGUGACUCAAUAACCCGAAGUUUGUCAUUGGCACAUUCGAAAUUAGGAAAAUCAGAUUUGAUAAAUCUCAAAACAAUCGCUGAAUUCGUUUCAAAAGGAAUGAAUUUGAAAAUCAAAAAUUCGAAACUAAGUUAUUUUAUAUUUGAAUGGAUAACUGAACAAAAUAAAAAUGAUGUAAAAUGGGAUCGAGUUGCACAAAGAUUAUUCAAAGAUCAAACAUUUGGUGGAGCAAGAGAAUAUGAAACACUUAUUAUUGAUAUUAUUAUUAAUUCAAAAUCUGUGGAUCAAUUGAAAAGAUGUUUUGGAACUGGCAGAAAUCCAAUUAUUGAUCGAAUAUUGACUGUUAAAAUGCUCUUCCAACGUGUUAUUUCUCCUUUGAUACUUCGGAAUAUUAUUGAUUUCUAUGAAAAAGAUACGCUAACUCUUCGAAGAAUUCUUGAAUAUUCUAUCAAAAUUUGGACAAGUUUUGAGUUUGUUCGAAAUUCGACUUUGGAAAAACAACGACAUAUUUCGAGAUUGAUUUUGUAUAUUAUUUAUAUUUUGAAGAAACAAAACAUUAAAGGUACAUUAAUUUUUAAUCAAUAAAGCGUAAUUUUCCUAGGUAAUUUUGCUCUUUUUAGAGUCAAUUUGGCAAAAAGUAUUUUAUGCGAUCAGUGAAGGAAUUCAAAUAAGAUUAUCAAAUAGUGAAAUGGAAAUUCGACAAACUGCAAUGUUUAUUGGAGAAAUUGUAUCGGAAUUGAAUAUUGAGGAAAUGAAAAAAGAUGGGAAAGAAGUUGAUGAAAAUGCGAGAUUGAAAUUUGAAUAUGAGGAAAAUGAAUGGGUGAACGAAAUGAAAAGGUAUUUUGUGAACAUAUUCAUAGUUUUUAAAUUUUUAAAUUUGAAAACAACAUCCACGUGGCAUUUUUUUGAAUAAAAAAAUCUCCAAGAAAUUUCUAAUGGUUAAUUUUGUGCCAAACAUCCCCGUGGAAUUUGACUCCGAAAGAUUCAAAAAUUUACAAUUUUACACGUAUUCCAGAAUUUAUUCACUGUUUCAACCAAGUUUAUUUUUCAGUAUUCGAGAAUCUGGAAUUUCAAUUUCUAUCGAACCUCCAACAAUUUCUGCUCCUCAAUUUCAUUCCCAUAUUCUACAAAAACCCGAGUCUCUUCCAAUUCCCGAUUUGAACCUCGAUUCAGAUGACGAAGAAGAUUUUCCGAUUUUCGAAGUUCCAGAAAGCGAGAAGAAUUUCGAGAGAUUGCAAAAAAAUCAGGAACCUCUCAAAAAAUUCGAACCUCCCAAAUAUAUUAUGGAUGCAUUUGAAAUGUUGUUGGAAAAAGAGAAAUAUGAGGUGAGUGCUUUUAUAAAAUCUUGGUCUAUGUAUAGAAUAUGAUUUUUGUAAAUAAAUUUUUAACCGGUUUGAAUUUCUUUUAAAUUUUCAGAAAUUCGAAGCCGCUCUAAAUUCAAUCGAAUCUCUUGUUCGAAAAAAUGCAAUUGGCUUCAAUCAAAUAUCGGAUAAUUUGGUCCGUCGAUUAGUUUUCCUUGAUGAUAUUUUCUCAACCCCAAAUUUCGAAGAAAUCCAAAAACGCUCAAUUAUUUCAUGUUUUGUUAUCAAACCUCAUUGUGUUUUAUCAAUAAUUGAUCUAUUUUUGAAUAAUUCAAGUACAAUGUCACAUCGAUAUUUAAUUUUGGAAUGUAUUCGAAAUGCAUCAAAAGAGUUGUCACAACCAAAAGAAUUGAUAAAAGAAAAGAAGAAAAUUGAAAAGGAAAAUGAAGAGAAUUCGUGGAAAAAUGUGGUUGAAGCGAGAAUUCGCAAAAAUACAAAGAUAUUUGAAAGGGCUAAAGAUGUUAAAUUGGUUGAAAAUCGGCUGGGAAAAUGUGUGAAUCUGUUUUUUUAUCCAUUAUUUGUGCAAUCAACUGGUGAACAUUUGCAAUUACAGGUGAGGUUUUGAAAUCCGAAUGGGAAAAAAGUUGAUGAAAAAUAGUAUUUUCAAAAGAUAGUCCUUAACAAAUAAAUUCCAAUCAAUUUCAGACUAAAAUCAUGAAAUUUGGUUCAAAAUCAUGGAUUUGUAAAACUAGAAGCUCUUCCAGAUUUACAAAUUUUCACUCAAAAAAAUUUGAUCAAAAAAUAGUAUUUUUUUGAUGACAGAACUCAAAAAAUGAAUUAUAAUCAAUUUUGACUCGAAAAAUGUGUUUGUGCAAAAUUAGAAACAGUUCCUUAUUUUGCGCCGAGUUGAGGUCAUCCAAUAAUUUUUCGAAAAAAGUCAUGAAAUCUCUAGUUUUUUAUAAUUCCCAAAAUGACUAUAGGCAUGUAAUUGAUGCAAGCUAAAAAUUCUAACCUUAACUUCCGAGAGCAAUUUUUGAAAUAAAUUUUGAAAUUUCAAAAAAAUUACCGUUUUCUCUCAACACCUCCUUCAAAAAAAACAAUAUUUUCUCAAAUUUCAGGGACGCGAUACAAAUUUGCUGUCAAAAUUGAUUUAUACAAUAACCGAGGUUUAUUUGAAUGCCGGAUUGUGCCCGAGUAUUUCGAAAAUGUCGCAGUGAGUUUUUGAAAUUCAAAAUUUUGCAGUAAACAUUUUUCAGAAGUCUGAUUCAAUACGUAACACCUGCUCGAUUUUCUGAAGAUCCACAUAUUCGAAUAUCUGUUUUAUUUGCAUUUUGCGCCGUUGUCGAGACUUUGUCUUUUGAGGUAUGAAACAUUUGAUGUUUCUGACAUGAUAUGAAAAUCCUUUAAGAAAUCCUUCUCUAUUUCCAGCACAUUCAAUCAAUUUUCGAAAAAUCACAAAUCGAAGAUUGGGCAACUUGGGCCUCACAAAUUGCAAAUAAUCAAGAUUCUCAUGAACACGAGAGAAAAUUGGCGGAAUGUUUGAUUAAUCAAAUUUGGAAGAAAAUCAAUACAUAA